AUGCCGGAUCGUUAUCACUAUCCUUUGAUCAAGGCCAACGAUACCGUUCAAGUUGAUAUUGCCACCGGAUUGCCCCCGGACUACAUCAAAUUCGAUUCCGGUAACUUGUGCAUGAUCACUAGAGGUAGAAAUUUGGGUCUUGUCGGUACCGUUGUCAACCGUGAAAGACAUCCUGUUUCCUUUGAUAUUGUGCACAUUAAGGACACUCAAGGCCAUGUUUUCGCUACCCGUUUGACCAAUGUUUUCAUCAUUGGCAAGGGUAACAAGCCCUACAUCAGCUUGCCUAAGGGAAAGGGUGUUAAAUUGAGCAUUGCUGAAAAAUAA
Messenger RNA from Musca vetustissima, 324 nucleotides. Its product is annotated as small ribosomal subunit protein eS4-like. Gene Ontology annotation, cellular component: ribosome; cytosolic small ribosomal subunit. The transcript has a single exon. Gene Ontology annotation, biological process: translation. The record is from RefSeq and is a predicted model, not a curated record. Gene Ontology annotation, molecular function: RNA binding; structural constituent of ribosome. Lineage: Eukaryota; Metazoa; Arthropoda; Insecta; Diptera; Muscidae. Bases 1 to 324 code for a protein of 107 amino acids.